Messenger RNA from Papaver somniferum (opium poppy), 1626 nucleotides. RefSeq names its product FRIGIDA-like protein 3. The coding region runs from base 1 to 1458 and encodes 485 amino acids. Lineage: Eukaryota; Viridiplantae; Streptophyta; Magnoliopsida; Ranunculales; Papaveraceae. The transcript is spliced from 5 exons. The record is from RefSeq and is a predicted model, not a curated record.
AUGACUAGGAUUGGAGUAGACGAAGAGCCAGUUACCUUCUUUGUUGAAUCUUGUCAAAAGUGCGGUGUCAGCGGUUAUGCAGAUCUCUUAGUAUAUUGCGAUGUGUGCCAGAUUCCUGCUGAGCACGUAUAUUGUUUGGAUACAAUAUCUAAGGUUACUCAAAAGGUGGUCCAAUGGUCAUGUGAGCAGUGCGUACCGCUAUAUUUCCACAGGCAAAUUAGUUUGAAACCAUCCCAAAUAGUUGAAGAAACAAAUGGCAAACAGCUGCGAGAUAAUGAGAAUGUAUAUGCACAUAGAAUUACUGAUCAUCCGCAGAGUGUGGAGAAUCUCUUGCCGAACAGUCAACUCAAUCAGCAGACAGUCACAGAUGAUGCAGAAGCAGUUAGAUCUGUUAGUAAAAAAUCUUUUUCGGAACUGUCAGGUAAGGCACUCGUCGAACAAGAAGCUCAAAGGAAUGUUUCUGUAAACAAUGUUCAGUACAAGGAAAUUGAAGAAUACUUUGAAGACAAGACGGGAUGGUUGAAAAAUAAGUUCAACGAGUUAGAGGUGAUUGAAGAGGCGUUUGUGGAGAAGAAAUCUGAGAUACGUGCACUUAUUGCUAAGAAAGUGGCAACCGUCGAUGUUGAAGAACAAGCUAUGCUUGAUCGGGUUCAGGAGCAGGAAGACAUUGCUGUUGCUGCUAUUAUAGGGGCACGAAAAAAAUUCAUCGCUAACAGAGUGGCAACUGUUAAAGAACAAGCUAUGCUUGAUCGCGUUCAGGAGCAGAAGGGCAUCGGUGUUAUAGAGGCACAGAAUAAUUCAAUUAUACAUACUGUUGGUUGUUUAGAUCGACAACAAUGUCUUAGGCAAUUUUGCCAAGACAUGGACGCAAAAAGUCUUGUGAAUUACAUUACAGAGAAUAAGAACUAUAUGGGUGCAGUGUGUGAUGAAAUUCCUGUAGCUUUGAAAAGUGCACCUGAGCCUGCCCAUCUGGUGUUGGAUUUGCUGAAAGGAAUCUACCCUUCUCCUGGUCCAGCCACAUCUCAUGUAAAAGAGAGCAGGAGAGAUUCCGAAGACCAUGAGUGCAUACACAGAUCAUGUUUGAUGUUGAUCGAAUCUGUUGCCCCGUUGGUGUUAGGUGGUGAUGAACUUCUGGACCAUAAAACCAAGAGGAGAGCCAAGGUAAUUGCCAAUGAUUGGAAGUUUAGGAUGGGCAGCUGUGAUCCUACCUGUAGGAAUUCUUCUCUGGACGUGGAGGUGUUUCUGAAGUUACUUACAGUAUUUAAAAUUACUACAGAGAUUGAUGAAGAAGAACUUUGCAAGUUUGUUCUUGCUGUUUCUCAUCGUCUCCACAUUCCUGAUCUCUGCCAUUCUCUUGGCCUGACAAACAAAAUACCAGGGGACAGGUUGCUGAUGUGUAGUGAAAAAACAUGCUCAAGUUCUUUUUGGUCAGUCAUGGUGUGUGCUUGCCAUAGGUAACCCUACAAAUAUCUCAGGUUUACUAACCGGUUGACACCUGCAUUUAGCAUAUUUAUUAUGUAACUUUUGGGAUAGUUUGUCCAACAGAGUCUAGUUCUCAGUGUUCUGAGUACCUUUUGUUUUCUUCUACAAAUAAUGUAUAGCUAAAAUCUCGACAUACUAUUUAGC